AUGCUUAGUUAUGCUGCUACUCUUUGGAUUGAUAUUUAUACUAAAGAAGCAAUUGAUCUAUUGAAGGAAAAUAUAAUUUAUGCAAAAAAACCACCACAAAAAACCGAAAAUCAAACCUCUAUAUCUGAUCUUGAACUUCCUAUUGUUCUAAUUGAACAUGUUGAACUGCUUUACUUAUUUACAGAAGAGGUUAUAAAAUCCUUAGAUUAUCUUGACAAUGAUAACCAUCAAAUUCAAUUAAAUAAUUCAACUUUUAUAGAAGAUUUUUCUAACCUAUCCUCUAUUCAUUUGUCAUGCCAAUUACCUAAA
Racocetra fulgida is the source of this 309-nucleotide messenger RNA. The record is from the annotation of a GenBank genome assembly. NCBI's taxonomy places the organism in Eukaryota, Fungi, Glomeromycota, Glomeromycetes, Diversisporales, Gigasporaceae.